Mytilus californianus (California mussel) is the source of this 1503-nucleotide messenger RNA. RefSeq lists its product as uncharacterized. The transcript has 5 exons. The record is from RefSeq and is a predicted model, not a curated record. Lineage: Eukaryota; Metazoa; Mollusca; Bivalvia; Mytilida; Mytilidae. Gene Ontology annotation, cellular component: Set1C/COMPASS complex. Bases 1 to 1503 code for a protein of 500 amino acids.
AUGCCUACUCAACCAACUUUCAACAGGUCAAUUCUGACAACUGUCAAUCAACCAGUCAACCAUAGGGCUACAGGUCAACAACCACCUCAACCCACCAUCAACAGGUCAAACCCUAUAACUGCACAUAGGUCUACUCCACCAGUCAGGGAAAGGAAACCUUGUCAACAACCUCAACCCACCGUCAACAGUGCCCAUCAACCACCCUGUCCCAGGUCAACAAGACAAUCAACUAGUCAACAGAACUAUACCAUUCCAAGUAAUACAGCCGAACGACAAAACUUCAUCAGGGUGAUUGAUAAUCCACAACAUCAACCACCGAUCAGCCAACCUUGGUUCCAACAUUCAAGAAAAGCUGUACAAGCCCACAUUGCUCAAGGAAAAACACCAGAGGUGAAACAAGCAGCAGCUCCAACACCAGUAGCACAAAGUGGACUAGAAAUAGCUGAGGCACAUGCUGUGGCAGUAAUUGAAUCUAUGGAGGAUCCUCAAGAGCCAAGUGUUGGUACUUGUUCAACCAGUCAGCAGGAUGAAACAGCCCCACUGGCUAGAAAAAGAAAGCAGAAGCCAAGAUUACUUAAAAGGGUAGCAACAGCAAUGAUGCUGUUAUUUGAAACACCGGAAAAAGUUUCAACCUUGGAACAACCUGCAGUACCAGUUGAACUUGCAGUUAUUGAAGAUUGCUGCCACACCAGUAGCUUGGACUCAAUGGAGCCAGUAGCCAGCCAGCCGACUCCGGAAUGUGAUUUACUCCCGUUCAGUACAGGAAUGGAAUUGAUUUUUACUCCUUCGACAGCAAGAAUUGUAAUGGACAGUCAUUCUGAUUGCGUCGUGGCAGCAACCGCACCAGAAGAGGGCAUAACCAUCUCAGGUUUCAGUGAGGAGGAAAUCAAAACGGGACAGGAGAGUGAUCCAGACCUGAUGUUCAUCCUACCUUAUUUAAAAGAUGGCAGUGAACCUCUGUCCAAUGAUUUGUUCUUGGCAUCACCAGCAGCCAAGAGUCACUGGAUUAAUAAGCAAAGAUUUUUUAUGGACGACAAUGGUGUUUUAAAGAGUCAACCCAAGACGGAGGGAGCCAAUACAAGGCUGGUUGUACCUGCUUCUUUAAGACAGACAGUAAUGGAGCUCAGUCAUGAACUGCCAAGCGCAGGACACCAAGGUGUGUCAAGGACAAUGUCCAAGAUCAAGGAUAAAUAUCACUGGUAUAACAUGACCAAAGACAUUAACGUGUUUGUACUUAGUUGUGAUACCUGCAACAAGAACAAGAAAGCAAGCAGACAUGGCAAUAAGACCAAGCCUACUACUCCCCAGUACUGUGUGUGUCGGGGCCCAGACACUGGUGAGACAAUGGUUCAAUGUGAUAACUGUAGGGAAUGGUUCCACCUGACCUGUAUAGGUAUGUCAAUACAGGAGGCCAAUGAGAUAGAUCCCUACAUCUGUCCCAACUGUCAACUUGUUCGUACUACUCCACCCUCAAAAGACAAAGGAGGGGGAGAAAUCAAGUAG